Messenger RNA from Trichophyton verrucosum HKI 0517, 783 nucleotides. RefSeq lists its product as uncharacterized. The annotation marks the transcript as partial. The record is from RefSeq and is a predicted model, not a curated record. The transcript has 4 exons. Gene Ontology annotation, cellular component: chaperonin-containing T-complex. Gene Ontology annotation, biological process: protein folding. Gene Ontology annotation, molecular function: ATP-dependent protein folding chaperone; ATP hydrolysis activity; ATP binding. Lineage: Eukaryota; Fungi; Ascomycota; Eurotiomycetes; Onygenales; Arthrodermataceae.
AUGGCGUUCGCGGGCCAAACACCCACAAUCAUCGUGUUGAAAGAGGGAACGGAUGCCUCGCAGGGCAAGGGACAGAUUCUCUCGAAUAUCAACGCCUGCGUUGCGGUACAGAACACUAUCAAGAGCACGCUAGGCCCCUAUGGCGGGGACCUAUUACUGGUAGACACCAACGGCAAGCAGACAAUCACAAACGAUGGAGCAACGGUAAUGAAGCUGCUCGAUAUUGUCCACCCCGCAGCCCGCAUCCUGACCGACAUUGCACGAUCCCAGGACGCAGAAGUGGGCGAUGGAACGACCUCCGUAGUUGUGCUAGCAGGUGAAAUCCUACGAGAAGUGCGCGACCUAGUGGAGCAGGAUGUAAGUGCUCAGACAAUUAUAAAGGGGUUGAGGAAGGCGAGUGCCAUGUGCAUCAACCGUAUCAAGGAGAUUGCAAUUGAUAUGAAGGAUGCUGCUGGCGGAGAGGCGAAGAAGAUCGAGACGCUGCGGCGACUGGCGGGCACAGCGAUGAACAGCAAGCUGAUCAAGCGGAAUUCAGACUUUUUCACAAAGAUGGUUGUGGAUGCCGUCCUGUCGCUGGACCAGGACGACCUGAACGAGAAGCUGAUUGGGGUCAAGAAGAUUACCGGAGGAGCGCUGCAGGACUCGCAGUUCAUCAACGGCGUUGCGUUCAAGAAGACGUUCUCGUAUGCUGGGUUUGAGCAGCAGCCCAAGUCGUUCAAGAACCCAAAGAUUGUUUGCCUGAAUGUUGAGCUGGAGCUGAAGAGCGAGAAGGACAAUGCAGAG